UUGCGACAGUGACGAGGCGUGCUGUGUUUUUAAGUGAGUGGGGAUGGCUAUUUAAGAAAAUAUACGAAAACAGGUGAGAGGAAAUCGCACAUAAGCCAAGCAGACAAUAUCGCAGGUCUGCAGUGAAACAGACCCCAAACCAUGGCCCAGGUGGAGAAGAAGGCAGGCUUGCUGCGGAAAUCGUCCGCCUCUAGGAAGCCUUUGAAGGAGAAGGUGGUCCUGAUGUAUGAGGAGAUCUUUGCGAGGGAAGACCCUGCAAAAAACAACCCGCGCUUUUGGGAAGAGCUGUUCCUGAUGAAGGUGAAUCUGGAGUACCUGGAGGGAAAGCUGGAAUCUCUGGAUGGAGAUGAACUGAUGAAAAUCAAAGACAACAUCAACAGCCUGUUCCAGCAUUGCAUUCAGGCUCUGGGAGAGGAGCACCAGAUCAGAGUUGUAAAUGCCUUGCAGACUCUAUGUGCCCUGUUUCGAGGGGUUCACCAGAAGAAUAAGUCGACAUCCGGCUUUGACAUCAUCAACAUGCUGAUGGGCUUUGACAAGGCAGAGCUGCGCAUGAAGGACUUGAUGGAGAGUUUGGAUACACUGCUGUGUGGUGAUGGAUCAGAAAGCCUAAAAAGCCUCUGUCUGAAGCUUCUUCUCUGUUUAGUGACGGUGACUGAUAACAUCAGCCAGAACACAAUCCUGGAGUACGUCAUGAUCAACAGCAUCUUCGAGGCCAUUCUGCAGAUCCUCUCCAGUUCUUCCAGUAGAAGGCAGCAUGGCUAUGACACAGUCGUCCUCCUGGCUCUUCUGGUUAACUACAGGAAAUACGAGUCUGUAAACCCGUACAUAGUAAAAUUGUCUAUAGUUGACGAUGAGACCACACUAAAUGGAAAGGGGCUGGUGAUCUCACAAGCCCUUUCAGAGUACAACAGGCAGUACAAAGACAAAGAGGAGGAGAACCAAGGGGGCUUUUUCUCCGCACUCACCACCAUGGUGGGCAGUAUGUUCAUUGCAGAUGCAGAGGAGAAGAUCUCUGUACAGACCAAUGAAGCGAUUCUUUUGGCCUUAUACGAAGCAGUCCAUUUAAACAGAAACUUUAUCACUGUCCUUGCGCAGAGUCAUCCAGAGAUUGACUUGGUGACGACACUCUCGACCCCGGUUCCAACCACGCCCACAGCACCGCUGGGAACUGCCCCUCCCUCAGUGGAUGUGAUGAGUUCCACAGAGCUGCCCCUUGACCCCAACCUCCAGACCAGUAAUCUGCUCAUCACCUUCCUCAAGUACUCCUCCAUCGUUAUGCAGGACACCAGAGACGAACACAGACUGAAUAGUGCCAAACUGUGCCUCAUCAUUCUGACGUGCAUAGCAGAGGAUCAAUACGCCAAUGCAUUUCUGCACGACGACAACAUGAAUUUCAGAGUUAACCUGCACAGAAUGCCCAUGAGACACAGGAAGAAGGGAGCAGACAAGAAUAUCUGCUCCAGACCCCUGGUGUGUGCAGUGUUAGAUCUGAUGGUGGAAUUUAUAGUAACUCACAUGAUGAAGGAGUUUCCAAUGGACCUCUACCUCCGCUGUGUGCAGGUAGUUCACAAGCUGAUCUGCUAUCAGAAAAAGUGCCGAGUUAGACUACACUACACUUGGAGGGAGCUCUGGUCAGCGCUCAUUAACCUGGUGAAAUUUCUCAUGUCAAAUGAGACCGUUCUGCUGACCAAAUACAACGUCUUUCACCUGGCACUGCUGGUGAUCAAUUUAUUCAACAUGUUUAUAACAUACGGCGACACCUUCCUGCCGACUCCCAGCAGUUAUGAUGAGCUGUAUUACGAGAUCGUCAGGAUGCACCAGGUCUUUGAUAACCUCUACUGUAUGGUGCUGAGGCUUUCCACGAAUGCUGGGCAGUGGAAAGAAGCUGCUAGCAAAGUGACUCUCGCCCUCGUCAACAUCAGAGCUAUCAUUAACCACUUCAACCCCAAGAUUGAAUCGUACGCUGCUGUGAACCACAUCUCCCAGCUCUCAGAGGACCAGGGUUUGCUGGGCCCUCCUUUGGAAAUGUUUCAGGCUGUGACCCCCCCCCCCCCCAGUACAAUAUCAUAAGAACUGACUGUACAUACUGCAUAGGAACCCUGUAUGAAGCAUGGACAUGCAAACAUUACGCCUGCUGUCAGCUGCUCUGGAGCCUUUCUAAAAGGGUGUGGGGUAACAGCGGUCAUAACUUUUAUUUAACGAAUAUAAAAUGCACUUUUAUUUUGACCAAAUUUUGCAACUGUAAAAUAAAUAACCAGGUUACACAAGAAACAAUGUGAAUUAAGAUUUCAUUUUGCCAUCAGAAAUGGAGGGAAGCAUUGACACCUUGCAUGGUAUCGGUACCGUCUACUUGCAGACUCCUCUGAUUUGUAAAUAAUGAUUGUAACAAUAAGGAGGGGCAUUGCCCAGCUACACUGGUCAAAGGUGGUUUUGUUAGUUUUUUUGUUCUGCAGUAGUUUUUUGUUUUGUUUUUUUAAAUGAGAAAGGGGUGAAGUCCAUGUCAAUUGAGUAUCCAAUUCCAGUCUUUUUGUACCCAGUGUUUUAUUGGUUAAACUAAGCCCUAAUCUUAAGUUUAUGCCAGUAUUUUUUGUGAUCAUGUGACCCCCCCAGCAAUAGCCUUGCUACCCCCUUUUGGGUCUUGACCCCCAGUUUGAGAAACACUGCCCUAAUAAAACCAUUGACCUCUAUCAAAUUCAUAUUCUAUUGCAAAGCUCUGUCCAGUAAGUACAUUAUGAU
Polyodon spathula (Mississippi paddlefish) is the source of this 2736-nucleotide messenger RNA. RefSeq names its product armadillo-like helical domain-containing protein 3. Lineage: Eukaryota; Metazoa; Chordata; Actinopteri; Acipenseriformes; Polyodontidae. Gene Ontology annotation, biological process: regulation of Golgi organization. The coding region runs from base 142 to 2070 and encodes 642 amino acids. The record is from RefSeq and is a predicted model, not a curated record. The transcript has 25 exons. Gene Ontology annotation, cellular component: cytosol.